ACGCUUUUACUCCAGGUAAAAAUAUAAUUUUUAAAAAUAUAAAUGAAGCUCAGGCCACUAAAAGAUUAAAUUUCAAACCUCGGCUUGGACUCCUAUAUAACGGCCCUCUGCUCCACUUUCCCUCCUCGUCUCUCACUGUUCAGAUCAAUUUUCUUUCGUGGAAGAUCUCUUUUAUGAAAAUGAGCAUGGCGGCCUCCGAAGUGGACUCUGCCUUCUUCCUGUACUUCCUGUCUAUGGAGGUUCUCUCGCCGGUGCUCCUGGUUGCCUUGUUAUCUUUCGCUGUACUUUUCCUCUUUCCCGGGGGCGUUGCUUGGUUGCUCUCUCCUGGACGCCACUCGAUACCUGCUCCUCCGGGCGUCGUCACAGCACUAUCCAGCUCGGCUGCUCACAGAGCUCUGGCGAACCUGGCAAAGUCCUUAAGAGCUACCCAGUUGAUGGCCUUCUCUGUUGGCAUCACCCGCUUCAUCGUAUCGAGCCAUCCUGACACUGCAAAGGAGAUUCUUAACAGCUCUGCUUUUGCUGACCGUCCCAUCAAAGAAUCUGCAUACGAGCUUCUCUUCCAUCGCGCUAUGGGGUUUGCACCCUUUGGCGAGUAUUGGAGGAAUUUGAGAAGGAUUUCAGCAACUUAUCUUUUUAGUCCGAAGAGAAUAUCCUCCUUUGGGAGGCAGAGGAUGGAUAUUGGAGAGUCUAUGGUGUGGGAGAUGAGAGAUUUGAUGGGGAGAAAUGGGUUGGUGGAGGUCAAGAGGGUGUUACAUUUUGGGUCUCUGAACAACGUUAUGACGAGCGUUUUUGGAAAAAGAUACAAUUUUGCAACGGGAGAUGGUGCGGAGCUGGAGGGGUUGGUGAAGGAGGGUUAUGAAUUGCUUGGAAUGUUUAACUGGAGUGAUCACUUGCCUUUCUUUUGUUGGUUGGACCUUCAAGGAGUGAGGAGGAGGUGCCGGAAGCUGGUGUCUAGGGUGAAUGUGUUUGUGAGUGAAAUCAUAGAGGAGCACGAGCUUGAUGGUGGUGGAGUAGGCGAGGCUGAUCAAGCUGGGAACUUUGUCGACGUGCUUCUUGAUUUGGAGCAGGAGGAGAAGCUUUCAGAUUCUGAUAUGAUAGCUGUCCUCUGGGAGAUGAUAUUCAGAGGAACUGAUACUGUAGCAAUCCUGCUGGAAUGGAUUAUGGCCAGAAUGGUUCUUCACCCGCACAUCCAAGGCAAGGCUCAAGCUGAAAUCCAUGAUAUUACGGCUGGCAACUCAAGACCAGUGUGUGAUUCGGACACGAAGAACCUUCCGUAUCUCCAGGCCAUAGUGAAAGAAUCUCUUCGAAUGCAUCCACCGGGCCCUCUCCUGUCCUGGGCUCGCCUCUCAACCCAUGAUGUUCAGGUCGGAGAUCACUUAAUCCCAGCAGGAACGACUGCCAUGGUGAACAUGUGGGCGAUAACUCAUGACAAAAACAUUUGGGCUGAGCCUGACGAAUUCAAACCCGAGCGAUUCAUUGACGAAGAUGUCAACAUCAUGGGUUCUGAUCUGCGGCUGGCGCCCUUUGGUUCAGGGAGGAGAGUUUGUCCUGGGAAAGCGAUGGCCUUAGCUACAGUGCAUCUCUGGUUAGCUCAACUUCUGCAAAAUUUCACAUGGGUGCCUUUAGAGAACAGUGCUGUGGACUUGUCUGAAUGUCUGAAGAUGUCACUUGAGAUGAAAAAUCCUCUGGUGUGCAGGGUUAUACCAAGGUUCUGAAGGCCAAAGCAAAUCUGGCGAUAAUGGUAGUUUUUUUCCUUCUUUUCUUGAAAUUUGGGUGGGGUUGUUUUUAAGUAUAGGGACAUGUGUCUUAUGGAGACUUUGGGCGAUCUCCAUAAUUUUGCCACUUAGUUUUAUGCAGUGCCCUCCUAUCUCUGGUUUUUAUUAUUACUAUUUGUCUUUCUUUGUGAGGGAAGGUUGGUCGUCAUCUAAGUCUGGUAUUUUCAUACCUGUAUAUGAGCAGGUGAAUGUCAAGUUUGUGAUGUAGCUUUGUUAAUUAUACUAUGUACAAGUUAUUUUUAGUAUGAUGCAGUGAUUGUGCUGAAGCUAUAUUGAUUGGAAA
Molecule: messenger RNA, 2058 nt
Organism: Phalaenopsis equestris
Lineage: Eukaryota; Viridiplantae; Streptophyta; Magnoliopsida; Asparagales; Orchidaceae
Product: cytochrome P450 78A5-like
Molecular function (GO): heme binding; oxidoreductase activity, acting on paired donors, with incorporation or reduction of molecular oxygen; iron ion binding
Source: RefSeq, a predicted model, not a curated record